AUGGGUAGCAUUUCAACCGAAAAAAACGCACUAGUUUUCGGUGCUUCAGGCAUCACUGGCUGGGCAAUCGUCAAUGCCAUUCUCAAUGGUUAUCCAAGCCCAGAAUCUUUUAGCCGUGUCAGCGCCCUCACCAACCGCCCUCUCCCUCCCGAUGUGGCGCAAUGGCCACAGUCUGGGAAAUUGAAUGUCGUAUCUGGAGUCGACUUAUUACAAGGAACCCAAGCUGAUCUAGAAAGAAACCUGAAAGAACGUGUGGCAGAGGUCGAAAAAACGACCCAUGUUUAUUUCUUUGCGUACGUGAUGGACACGGAUCCUGAGAAGGAGGUCCAAAUAAAUGUCGAUCUCCUUCGGCGGGCUGUGACUGCAGUGGAGAAAUUGAGUACACACCUGGAAUUCGUUGUUCUGCCUACUGGAACAAAGGCAUAUGGCGUACACCUUCUUCAGAACUUCCCAUGGUCCGAGAACCUACCACUGCAAGAGUCGCAUCCUCGUAUCCCUGAGCCAUAUGCCUCCCAGAUGUUCUAUUACAAUCAACUCGAUCUCCUAAAAUCACUAUCACAAGGAAAGAAUUGGACAUUCUGCGACAUUAUCCCAGACGUCAUUGUCGGAUUUGUCCCUAACAACAACGUCUACUGUCUCGCCCAGUGGCUAGCGUUGUAUCUCAGUCUAUGCCGCGAGAUUCAUGGAGCGGGCGCUGAAGUCGUGUUUCCAGGAACGAACAAAAGCUGGACCAUACAAAGUAAUGACAGCAGCCAAGACAUCAUCGCUCGAUUUGCAAUCUAUGCAAGCUUGAACCCAGCAGUCGGUCGCGCACAAAGCUUCAACGCGGCUGAUUCUGCCCAGUCUUCAAGCUGGUCUACCAAGUGGCCCAUUAUCUGUGACUAUUUCGGGUUGAAAGGCGCGGCCCCAACUAACGGGCCCGGGCCUGACCCACCAACAUUCUUACGCGAAAACCAGGAAAAAUGGUUCGAAUUGGAGAAAAGGUAUUCUUUACAGACUGGUCGGGUGGGGGGAAAUCAGAGGAGCUUUGAGGCAUUUCCAGCAUUUAUCAUGUCCAUGUUUGAUUUUGAUCGACAGCUUGAUCUGAGCCAAAUGCAUAAAGCUUGGGGUGAAGGGAAAGAGGAAGUUGGUACGAAGGAGGCAUGGUACACUGCUUUCGAUCGUUUCCGAAAUUCUCGUAUUAUUCCUUGA
Molecule: messenger RNA, 1191 nt
Organism: Penicillium manginii
Lineage: Eukaryota; Fungi; Ascomycota; Eurotiomycetes; Eurotiales; Aspergillaceae
Product: SDR family oxidoreductase
Exons: 2
Coding region: 1-1191 (396 amino acids)
Source: RefSeq, a predicted model, not a curated record